Messenger RNA from Fusarium subglutinans, 3069 nucleotides. RefSeq lists its product as uncharacterized. Gene Ontology annotation, molecular function: DNA-binding transcription factor activity, RNA polymerase II-specific; zinc ion binding. The transcript has 9 exons. Bases 1 to 3069 code for a protein of 1022 amino acids. The record is from RefSeq and is a predicted model, not a curated record. NCBI's taxonomy places the organism in Eukaryota, Fungi, Ascomycota, Sordariomycetes, Hypocreales, Nectriaceae. Gene Ontology annotation, biological process: regulation of DNA-templated transcription.
AUGGGGGCUUUUACUCGUCCAGCUAAGAUCCGCCUCAGUUGUCGGGCCUCAAUUCGUGUAACGUUUUGCAGUAAGGAUGCCUACCAGCUUCGGCAAUUUGCUCGCCAGGAACAACGUCUAAAGGCACCCCUGUCGAUCCAGAGAACUCGGAAGCGGCAGAACACGGGCACGGGCGUUGGGCCGAAGCGAAAACGUCACUGCUUGAGCUUGAACCAACAGCGAUUUGAUAGUGAUAAUGAAGAUCGUGUGCCGGGACCAGUGUCCAAGUCUGGGUGUGCAAACUGGCAGGAUCCAAGCUCUUCGUCACAGUCCAGCGUAUCGCCAGACUUUGCUCAGCAACCUGGACACCCCAAGUCAGACAAUGCCACUUCUAGUGGCACUUACACAGGGGGCGUGUAUCCUGGUGGGAGUGCCGGUGUUGUCAACGCUCAGGGCUUGGGGAGCCCUCCUCAGGAUCUUUCAUCACCUGAACAUGCUCUCUCCAUCUUAUCUGGACAGGCAAAUCCACGCCAUGGAAGUCAUGGUACCCCUCUGCGUGCGACAAUCUCAUCCGGACACGGAUUAAGCCCCGAGAGUUCAGCUUCAGACUCCGAUUGCAGCUCUGGUCCCAGCUCUAGCGAGUCCUCGGGUCCUGCUUCUGGACAACCUUCGAGUCAGACAAUCCGGAGCCAGCCCCCACCAGAAGUAUCUCUUCUAGCCAAAGGUACUUGUUCUGAUACUUCUUCAAAUGAACAAGCUUCUCGUUCAGUCAAUGUCAUCCAGUCAAUCUCUCCACCUGGCGACGAUGCGGGUCACUUAGACUUCCCCUUGAAGAGGGGUGCGGAAGAUGUACCUGGCCCUUUACUCUCUCCGAAGACUCCGAAUACGCUGGGAGACUCCCCGAGUCAAGAUGUCCAAGCUCAAGUUGACUUCGGUCGAAACUCUGACGAUGACGACGACUCGGAUCACUCAGACACCCUUGACCAGUUAGAGAGCGAUUUCAAUGAUUUGCUGUCUCUCGACCCUGGAAGGCCCAUCAAUGGUUCACUCUCAAGAGACGAUGCCAUUGCCAGCAGACUUCAAGAUGAGGAUUCUGAUCUUGAAGUCUGGGAGGUUGCCGAAGAUGUCCCUGCACCGGAUACCGGCCAUGAUAACGUUAGCCGCCCAGGAACCCCCCCGACUGGCAUUCGACGCGCCCUCGCUACUGCACACUCCCCAGAACCCAAGCAUCACUUUGAAACAAGCGAUGGGGACGAUACUGCAAGUGUCGAUGGCACAUGUAGCAGUUUCAGUGGGAGCAGUGGAGUCAAUAAUCGUGAACUGAUUGUUCAGCCAGAAGAUCGAGAAGAAGGUAACGAAGAGUCCGAUGUAGAAAAUGAUCUUUUUGGGGAAUUAGACGAAAUUGUAACUGAUCAUUCGGACUCGGACUCCUUCGAGACACGUGCCGGUCCCUCGGCCGUAUCCAGUUGGGAGCGUCGCAUUCAGUCCUCUUCAGACAACGAUGAUUCAGGUGAAGGGGUCAGUCCCCAGAACGAGUCAUCCGAGGAUGACGAGGUGUCGGAAGAAGAGAUUGGAUAUAUCUCGGACGCUCGCGACACUAAUGUUGAAAUCGAAGACGAAACAUGGUCGGCCACUUUGAAAACUCCAUCAUCUUCAACAAACAGCAUCGUUUUCCCAAGCCAAACAACUGGCUCCGGGAAAGCUCCCCUCACACCCGAGGAACUUGAGGUUGUACGGACUACACGAGAGAUCGGCGCUUGUGUUCGUUGCCGGUUCCAAAAAAUCAAAUGCGUUAUAGACGAGCAGAACCCAGAAGGACAAUGCAAAACAUGCAUGAACGUCUCCAAGACGUCGCCAAAGAUAAUCCAUCGCGUUCCAUGCUUGCGACUCCGAAUUGCCGACGUCGUUCUCUAUCGAACCGGCGGACUCAAACUCACGAAACGAUGGACAGGCAUCGAAAUGCGAGAUAUUGGGGAUCGACUCGAUAAGGUUUCUGUCACGAUUGAAGUCUCACAGAAUCUUUGUAGUAAACCUCUUCGAAUGAAGGUUGUGCGAUUUAGACCCAUUGAAGGGGACGUGACUGCCCGAUAUUGGACUGAUGGCCUUCUUGGGAAGGAGACCUUCAAGAAGAAGGAACUGGCCAACUACUGCCUGGAAAAUAUCUACGACACGGCCGAAAUCGUGCGACAAUACACCAUCGACAAUGCUCUUCCAGCCUUUUAUCACACUGUCCAAGAGGAGAGUGAAUCAGAAGCUGGUGAAGCCUCCAUCGUCAGGACGUACCUCACGGCCAUGGCUCGGUACUUGGACCUUCACAAUGAAUACAAAUCCACCGGAAGUCUCUCGAAGGACGAUGAGAAAGAGCUUGAGAUAUUCGGCAACCUUUUUAUCCUCUGGUGCGCCAUCCAGCACACUGUAGGAUCUCUCUACAUCCAAGGCGACGAGACUCUAGGCAUGGCCCCCGAAACCGAAGACAAAUCCUACCCUCUUUACGGCAAAGUGUCGGUCCCUCGUAUGGUAGUCGCCCAAUUCGACACCCUCAAUUACAAUGAGAUCCUCGAGCGCUACAAGGAGAAGCUUCUACGCGACAUCGAUUGGCUCUUCAGCCAGGAUAAGAAUCGAUGGUGGUUCACAAUCUACCUUGUCGUCUUCAUACUCCUGCGCGAAGCUAGUCGCAUGACAGCAGAUCGGUAUCGCCAUGCGAGAGCCAACUAUGGGUCAAGGUGGCCGACUGCUCGGUCGUCGGGCCUCAACAAUAGCGUAGCAAGAAAUGGCCACUUUGAGACUCUGGCACCCAAAGACCGGCGCCUUGUGAAACAGAAUCUCAAGGACCCAGCGGUAAAGAAACACCUUCUGGUAUGGGAGCAAUACAAGAAGGAGAAUGGGAAAGUUCCCAAGAUUACUCUCCAACACGACACCGGAUCCAUUCGCUACGUAGGAGCACAGGACAAGUACGAUUGGGAUCAUCCUUUGUAUUGGGUAUCGCAAAUGUUUGAGAAUAAAUGGUCCCCGCAUCCGACAUAUAUGGGGGAACAAGAACCCAAGUCAAAGCUCAUGACUGUCAUGAUGGCUGUCGCUGCGGCCGGCUGA